AUGAGCGAUACAAAGGUCGCUUUUGACGAGCCCCAGGGCACUAUAUCGAUUGAAGUGCCACAGCAUGUACUGCAGAAGAUACGUAACGAGAUUGUAAAGGCUGUCAACAUCCAGAAUGUUCGUGGCAUCUCUCAGUUCUUUGGUCUCGGUGAGGAGAAGCCAUUCAAUGUACCUGCACGUCAAGAAAUAGCCUCACGGUGCCGAAAGAAUGCGCUGUUUUUCAGCGCUAAUUACCUCAUUUCCGCUGCUCUUGUUGGCGUCGUUACGAUCCUGUUAAACCCGUUCUUUCUUUUCGUGCUCAUUUGCCUGAGCGGUUUCUGGAUUUACAUGUCGAGCGCAACAGCAAAUGAGUCACCUGAGAAUCCGACUAAGAUUAUGGGCCGCAUUGUGACGCCUGAACAGCGGAAGCUUGGUAUGCUUGGUGUGAGCGCUGCGGUAGUUGUUGUCUUUGGAGGAUCGAUUUUGUUUACAAUUUGCUCAGCCAGUGGUGCGCUCGCGAUUUCCCACGCUGUUUUACGCGACUGUUCCACCAUUCAUGAGGAAGAUGAACUGGGCUUUCUGUCGGACGCGGCUGACCAGAUUGCAGACACUGUGUAA
This is a messenger RNA of Peronospora belbahrii, 597 nucleotides long. The record is from the annotation of a GenBank genome assembly. NCBI's taxonomy places the organism in Eukaryota, Oomycota, Peronosporomycetes, Peronosporales, Peronosporaceae.